AAUGACAAGAAAAAAUCAUUGUUUACAAGCUACAAACAACAAUGUUGUCAUUGCUAUGUAACUUCAUCAGCAAGGACUUUGACUUUUCUAAAGUCAACAAACACUUGCAAUGAUAAAUUGCAGCCUUGAAACAAUUCUCUAUUCAAAAUUUCAAAUCAAAAUGUCAUUGAAUUUACUCUUCAUUCUUUUUACACUUUUCUCUUCAUACCUUCCUACUUUUGUUGCAAAACCAGAAGCAGCUGAUGCUUUACUCAAAUGGAAAACCAGUCUCACAAACCAAAACAAUCCCUUGCUAUCUUCAUGGUCCCUUGAUCCAACUACUAAUCUGACCCAUGUAAACCGAACCACAAGUACCGCACCAUGCUCCUGGUACGGUGUUCAUUGCAAUGAUCAAGGGGACGUAGUAAAACUCAACCUUUCCACUUCAAGAUUAAACGGUACACUUCAACACUUCACAUUUUCGUCUUUCGCUAGUCUAACACAUCUAGACCUAAGACUAAACGGCGUUUUUGGAUCCAUCCCAGUUGAGAUCAGGUAUCUUUCUAAACUCGUGUUUCUUGAUCUUUCUAGUAAUCAUCUUUCCGGAACAAUUCCUCAAGAGAUCGGAAUGUUAACGAAUAUUGAGACCCUUUCAUUGCAUAGUAAUAAUCUUGAAGGUCAUGUUCCAGUUUCUCUAGGAAAUUUGAGCAAGUUGGGUUAUCUUCGUGUCGAUAAUAAUAACCUAUCGGGUUCUAUACCUCCAGAACUAGGAACCUUGUACAAUCUCGUGACGGUCAAUAUGUCAGUCAACUUCCUAACGGGACACAUCCCGUCUAGUCUAGGAAAUCUGACUAAACUCUCUGAACUGUACCUCUUCUUAAACAAUCUUACGGGUUUGAUCCCACCAUCUUUAGGAAAUUUGAGCUCGUUAAGGAUCUUAUAUUUAUACAUGAACAAGCUUUCGGGUCGAAUUCCUGAUGAGCUAGGAAACAUGAAGAGUCUGAAUCUGUUACUUUUCGGCCACAAUAAGCUCACGGGUUCCAUCCCGGCUUCACUUGGAAACCUGACAAAGUUAAAGAUACUAGAUGUUCAUGAAAACUUACUUUCAGGCGUUAUCCCACCAGAACUCGGAAAACUAGAGUCGUUGAUUCAAUUAGCCUUCAGUCACAACGAGCUUAGCGGUCAAAUCCCGGCUUCAAUAGGAAAUCUAAGCAGAUUAGAGCAGUUGUUCUUCAACGACAACCAAUUUAACGGUUCUAUUCCUAAAGAGUUAGGAAACUUAAACUCUCUUGUUGAGAUGCUUUUGCUCCUUAAUCGGCUAAGUGGUCCGAUCCCAGAUUCACUUGGUAACCUAACAAAGUUGGAGCAAUUCGCGCUGCAUGACAAUAAGCUCUCGGGUUAUUUUCCUGAAGGGAUACUCAACUGUAGAAAACUAAGAUAUUUGACUUUAGGUAAUAACUCGCUAGUUGGCCCCGUCCCUAAAUCGAUUUGCAACUUGAGAUCUUUGGAGACUCUUUACCUUGGAAGUAACCAGUUUAGUGGCGGGAUUCCGCAAUGCCUGGUUAACUUCAGCCACAAUCUCACGGUAUUGGAUCUACGGUUGAACCGUUUGCAUGGAAACAUACCCACAACAUUCUUGAAGCGAAACAACAACUUAAAGACUCUCAACUUGAACGGAAAUCAACUUCAAGGCUCGAUUCCUGGGACUUUGAUCGACUGUAGGAAGCUUGAAGUUUUGGAUUUGGGAGACAAUAAGUUAACCGGUGGAUUCCCGCACUGGAUUGAUACGCUUCCCGAGAUGCAAGUUCUUGUCUUGAGAGGUAAUAAACUCAAUGGGACGUUACACACAUCCAACACCGAAACCCCGUUUCCAAAGCUGCGAAUUCUUGAUCUAUCUAGUAACGAGUUCACAGGUCUUUUGCCUUCAAAAUACUUCAAGAACUUUAAAGCUUUAAUGAGCGUGGAUGGCGCUGCAUCCGGAGAGUUCUACAUGGAUGGAAAGUCCAUGUAUUAUGAUACAGUGGAGCUAGGAGUGAAAGGAUUGAGACUACACCUAGAGAGAAUAUCAGUCGUCUACAAUACUAUAGAUCUUUCGGUUAACACAUUUGAAGGGGAGAUACCUGACACGAUUGGACAGCUAAGAUCACUUCGGUUUCUCAACCUAUCGCGUAACAGUCUCACGGGUAGAAUCCCGACAAACUUGACAAACCUUGUCCGGCUUGAGCAUUUAGAUCUUUCUUCUAAUAAGAUGGUAGGCAAAAUUCCUGGACAACUUGCAAGUCUGACGUUUCUUGUAGUUGUAAACUUUUCGCAAAAUCAGCUUCAAGGAGCCAUACCUAAAGGUGGACAGUUCAAUACGUUUGAUAGUAGUUCAUUUCAAGGGAACAAUGGGUUAUGUGGAUUCCCAUUAACAAAGAACUGUGGAGACGAUGGUGUGUCAUCCUCUCUGAUGCCUGAAGAAGAUGAGGAUGAGGAUGAAGAUGAAGAUGAUACUUUCUUUAAUGGCUUUUCUUGGGAAUCUGUUGCUAUGGGAUAUGGAUUUGGGAUGUUAAUCGGAUUGGGUAUCGGAUGGUUUGUGUUUUAUUUGGGAAAGCCCAGAUGGGUCAUUAGGAUUACUGAAAAACAGCCAAUUCAGACAUGAAGGAAUAUCAUUAUCAAGAAAGAUUCAUGGAAUUAGAGGAUGGGUAGCCACGAGAGCCCGCAAGCCCAAUCGGAUUUCUCAAGUUUCUGAUGUUAGAUCUCAUUGUCCUUUUAAAAGUCUUGUAUAGUUUACAAAACACACUGUUGUAAUAAAUGUAACUGAUAAUAAAAGACUUCAAAUAAAAUAAUG
Molecule: messenger RNA, 2809 nt
Organism: Helianthus annuus (common sunflower)
Lineage: Eukaryota; Viridiplantae; Streptophyta; Magnoliopsida; Asterales; Asteraceae
Product: receptor-like protein 52
Exons: 1
Coding region: 110-2620 (836 amino acids)
Molecular function (GO): protein binding
Source: RefSeq, a predicted model, not a curated record